AUGACCAUGCAGAUCUCGCAGCUAUUCCCCACGGCUUUGCUAGGCCUCGCAUCACAAAGUCCAUUGACGUUCGCCUCUGAAGCUACCAAGUCAGAAGUCACCUCCUUCAAGCAGACCGGCUUGCGACAUUCGUAUGGCGGCAAUGCCAUCUGCACGACUGGCGAUGCCACUGUCACCGUCAACGCCACCGAUCUGGUCUUCUCAGGCUCGACAACAGCCUCCCAAUACGAAAUCUCGGGCAUCUUGCGAGAAGCACUACAGAUCAACUCUACGUGGACUGCGGAUCACACCAACGGCACCGCCGCAGUGACAGGUCCGUUCAAGAUAGCUGUCCAGCUCUGCCUGCCUACCAAGAGCACCUCUGAGAACUACAGCUAUGUGAAUGCUGCUGCCGAAGCCUGCCAUGCCACUCUCAUGUAUGAUAGACUCGGUCUCGGCGGAUCGGACCUUCCUGAUCCGAGUAUCGUACAAUCGUUUGUGCAUGUUGAGGUUCUUGCUGCGCUAGUUGGUGCAUUGAAGACGGACAUGUACGGAUCGCACCACUUUAGCAAGGUUGCUUGCGUUGGACACUCCCACGGCUCCUUCAUACAGAUCGGUCACGACGUAAAGUACCCUAACGUCGGCGACGCUGCGAUCCUCACAGGAUUCGGCUCAGACCUCACACAUGUGGCUCAGAGCGUAUUGGCCGGCGACGCCACAGUAGCAAGAGAUGUGGAUCCUGCAAGGUUCGGCGAUCUUCCCGAUGGCUAUUUGACGAACCCCAAUGCAGCGUCGCUGAUGGUACAUUACCGCUAUCCAUACUACGACACCAGAUUAUUCGAGCAGCAACUUCCCAUAGCAGGUUCCACCUUCUCACUCGCCGACGUAAUCACUUCAGGCCUUGUCCUUGCGUCUGCCAAGGGCCACACGAAACCCGUGCAAGUCGUGCUCGGACAGUAUGACUUUACUUUCUGCUCGGGAGACUGCUCGAGGACUGCAGAUCCUACGAUAGGUGCCGUAAAGACAUUUUAUCCUGACGCUGAAGUUGGAGAGGGUUAUAUCGUCCCGACCAGCGGGCAUUGUAUCAAUAACCAUUAUGCUUCUGGAGAGGCUUUCGCGCACAUGCUUGGGCUCUUGAAGGAGCAGGGGUUGUGA
Molecule: messenger RNA, 1134 nt
Organism: Recurvomyces mirabilis
Lineage: Eukaryota; Fungi; Ascomycota; Dothideomycetes; Mycosphaerellales; Teratosphaeriaceae
Exons: 4
Coding region: 1-1134 (377 amino acids)
Source: RefSeq, a predicted model, not a curated record